ACCUACCAAGAGCAGCUGUCAGGAUCUUAAGCAACAUGACAUUCCUUUUUGUGAGUUUGUCAUACACAGCUGAGAGUGCCAUUGUAACUGCUUUCAUUACCUUCAUUCCCAAGUUCAUCGAGUCACAGUUUGGUAUUCCAGCUUCCAAUGCCAGCAUCUACACUGGUGUCAUUAUUGUCCCCAGUGCUGGUGUCGGUAUUGUCCUGGGAGGUUACAUUAUAAAAAAAUUGAAACUUGGUGCAAGAGAAUCUGCAAAGCUAGCAAUGAUCUGCAGUGGUGUGUCUUUACUGUGCUUUUCAACCCUAUUUAUUGUUGGGUGUGAAAGUAUUAAUCUGGGAGGCAUAAACAUCCCUUAUACAACAGGACCUUCCCUGACCAUGCCCCAUAGGAACCUGACAGGAAGCUGCAAUGUGAAUUGUGGUUGUAAAAUACACGAGUAUGAGCCAGUCUGUGGAUCAGAUGGAAUUACCUAUUUUAACCCUUGUCUGGCCGGCUGUGUUAAUAGUGGUAAUCUUAGCACUGGGAUUCGGAAUUAUACAGAAUGCACCUGCGUCCAAAGUCGACAAGUGAUCACUCCACCCACAGCUGGGCAGCGCAGUCAGCUCCGCGUGGUGAUUGUCAAGACUUAUCUCAAUGAGAAUGGCUAUGCGCUGUCAGGAAGGUGUAAACGGACAUGCAAUACCCUUAUCCCAUUCUUAGUUUUUCUUUUCAUAGUCACCUUCAUCACGGCAUGUGCCCAACCUUCAGCCAUCAUAGUAACUCUCAGGUCCGUGGGAGAGGAGGAGAGACCUUUUGCUCUGGGAAUGCAGUUUGUUUUGUUGCGAACACUUGCAUACAUUCCUACUCCUAUUUACUUCGGAGCAGUUAUUGACACCACCUGCAUGCUGUGGCAACAGGAAUGUGGAGUGCAAGGCUCUUGCUGGGAGUAUAACGUGACAUCAUUUCGUUUCGUCUACUUUGGUUUGGCUGCUGGCCUAAAAUUUGUCGGCUUCAUCUUUAUUUUUCUGGCCUGGUACUCUAUAAAAUCCAAGGAGGGUGAACUGCAGCGGCAGAGGCACCGAGACUUGCCUCUGAGCACUGUGAGCCAGGUAGUGGGCCGGCCUGACAAAACUGAGAAAUAUAACCGGACUAGAUCAUGCCCAGCCUUCAGCACCCAGGGAGAAUUCCACGAAGAAAGUGGUCAGCAAAAAGGGAUUCCAUACACAGCACAGACCUAUUCAGGGCCCUUCCCAGAAGCAAUAAGUUCCUCCGUAGAUCCGGGUCUGGAAGAGAGUCCUGAUGCCAUAUAACAUUCCUCCUGAAGCUUGAAAAAGGAAGACUUGUUCUGUUGGUUGAGUUGAAUAUGGCGACUUGAGAAACACCCGUGCCUUCUUUUCUUUCUUUUUUUAACCUCUGCAGACACAAUCCUCAAACCAACAAAACUCAGUAUACACAGCCACUGCUGAUUGAGGGCUGGGUACCUCAACAAGAGAGCCUUGCCCUCUUCUCUCCAAGGAGGAGUCUAGAUAGAUUUGUUUCCAUUUCUGCUAUGUUAAUUGAAAGCUCAUGCUCCAGUGUGGUAGAAAGCUGAGGUCCUUGGUGAACAAGAUAUCAUUAGCAUACACUCCAAACACAGGUGAGCUUGACCUUGACUUUGCAUUCAAAGUUUUUAGAUAUAAGCACCUACUUUGAGUUCUGCUACAAAGCACAAAUGAAUUUGCCUCAACUAUGCAAUUUGAUUGGAAACAUGUAAGGUCAGCAUAUUACUUUUGUUUUCAGGGAACAAAGCAGGUAUGUUUUUGAAAAGGGGAAGUUGACCACUCGCUAAAGAACUGUUAGUAGCAUUUUAAGCCAUGGCUGAGUUAUCAAUCAGGUAGAACUUUUCAAAUGCUUCAAAGGAACCAUAUGUAUAGCGUGGUGGAAGGAACAAGAGCAUCAUUUCCUAAGACACAUCUGUCUUAGUCUGUCUGUCCCAUCAGAAGGUAGUUAAAGAGGCUGCUGAAUCAUACAUCUGAUAUCUUGAACAUAAACUCCAACAUUCUUUCAUAGGGGCUUUAAUAAUAUGACUAGAAAUAGUACUUGAGUUGCAUAAUCAGGAAAGACACCGAUGGCUUUCUCGUCCAAAGAAAUUGCUGUCAAAACUCCAUAAGCUCUUUAGGGAAGGGCCCACUAAAAAGUAGUUAAGCUUUGUAACCUUGACAUUCACAGUAUUUGAAAAAGAAAUUCCAGAGGUAGGAUGGAGUCCCACCUGAGCAUUUUUGUUAUAUCCUUAAAUCACUGGCAAAGCUGUAUUAUUUUCUUUUUUCUGUGGUUGUCCCAGAAAAUGAGUAGUCAGGAUAUGAGAUCACUUUGAGUACAGGAUACCCAGGAUAUGAGAUCACUUUGAGUACAGGAGGUGGAAGAUCUGUAAACUGACCCAGAAUAUGAUCCAUUUUACAUAAUGAUUAAAAAUUAUUUAAGAUAAACCAGCCUAUCAUACUGAAUCCUACCUCAUCAGAGUUAGAGUCAUUUCACGGUCCCUUUGUGUCCCUGCUUUUAUCCCUCCUACAAGAAUUCCAAGAGGACUUUUCCUUUCCUAAAUGUACUAUGGGUUCAAUAUCAGUCAUUUUUUUAAAAGAACCUUCCAGCAUAUCACCUAGGUACCAUCAGGAUGCCUUCAUGUGUCUUAAAAUAGAUGCCUCCUGAAAGCUCUAAUGGUCUGAUGGGCAGUAACUCGUGGAAUCUGGCCAUACAGGACUAGAAGGUCCUGAUACCAAUAGAACUGUAAGCUGUUUCUGCCAAGGAGUCUAUGCUUAGGUAGGACUGACUUGGAAAAUGGUUUCCUCACCUGGUUUUUCACUCUUCCACAGAACAGAGGCCGUUGACAGAUUGGCCCAUAAUUUGGGCUUUUGGCCUCCAUCAUUGCUUGGCUGCACAGGAGGAAUCAUGUGAAUAUUCCUAAGUACAAGAUUGUUUUCUUCUCCAUUGAGGAAUGACAUUGGUCAAAUGAUUCUCUUGGUUGUAUAGUUUGUGGAGAAGGUUAUCACUGUUAGAGUGAGUAAUGUCUACAAGUGUGGAGCUAAUAUGUCAGAUGACAAGAACUUCCCAUUGGCCCCUAGGCUUGGCUAUCAUGGAGGUGAGAAGUCUAGCUUGGCUUAGAUAGUAAUUGCCCUGAUAUCUGUCAGGCUCUUGUCAAUAUGGCAUAAAGUGUAGGUUUUCAGAAAGCACUGCUGAUUAGCCUGGAGUCUGCGCUGGAGACUCAGGAUUCCUCUUUCUCCUCAGUGGGAAAUCUAGAGCUAAAGAUAUGUAGGUUAAGGAGGGGUGGUGUUUUCUUUAUUUUUCUCUGAUCAUUAAGUUACUGCAUUGAGACACUUUUGUUUUCCAAAAACAAUUUUUGUGUUUUGGUACAAAAGUUGUUAUACUUACCAGGGGUGAGUAGCCCUCACCUUUCAACAGUCAUUCAGUUCGGCAAUCACUGACUAUGUGCAGUUAUCUGUCAGAUGCCAUUAUACCUGCUUAUCAUCUGC
This is a messenger RNA of Castor canadensis (American beaver), 3485 nucleotides long. RefSeq names its product solute carrier organic anion transporter family member 5A1. Gene Ontology annotation, molecular function: protein binding. Lineage: Eukaryota; Metazoa; Chordata; Mammalia; Rodentia; Castoridae. The record is from RefSeq and is a predicted model, not a curated record. Gene Ontology annotation, biological process: sodium-independent organic anion transport; transmembrane transport. Gene Ontology annotation, cellular component: basolateral plasma membrane.